AUGGAGGAUCAUUCCAAUAUUGGUCUAACCUCCAUCAUGCACCUUCCUGAUGAUUGUCUUUACUUCAUUUUCCGAGGACUUGAUUGUUUCACAGAUCGUGAAUCCUUUGGCCUGACUUGCCAACGAUGGCUCCAAAUUCAAAACCAUAGCCGACGCUCUUUACAGUUUGCAUGUUCAUUCACCCAUUUGAGUCUUUCUUCAUUAGGACACCCCAAUUUUAACUUCAAUUCCUUCCAUCUCAAUAGGGUGCUCACCCGCUUUCAGAAUUUACAGUCUUUAUCCUUAGCUGGUUGCAUAUACCUAAAUGAUUCAGGCUUGGUACCACUACAGUAUUAUGGUUCAAACUUGCAAGCUAUUCAUUUUGACUGUUGUUUUAGUAUCACUGAUAAUGGAUUUUCCAUGGCCGCCAUUGCUUGCCCCUCACUAACACUAGUUAGUCUUUACCGAUGCAAUGUUACUGAUGUUGGGUUAGCAAAUUUGGCCAAAGCUUGCUCUGGUCUAAAACAAGUAAACCUCUCACACUGCUCAUACAUUUCUGACCAUGGAUUAAGGGCUCUUGUAAAUGCAUGCCAUCAACUUCAAGCCGUCAGAAUAUCUUUCUGUAGCCGUAUAACUGGUGUUGGCUUCAGAGGUUGUUCUUCAACUUUAGCUUAUGUAGAAGCCGAGUCUUGUGAUCUUGACCCACAAGGCAUGGGUGGAAUAGUGAGUGGAGGUGGAUUAGAGUAUUUGGAUGUUUCUUCUCUAAGCUGGCAUGUAGGCAGAGAUGGAUUGGUAGCUAUAGGAGCAGGACUUGGCUCAAACCUGAAAAUCCUUAACCUUCGGUUGUGCAAAACUGUGGGCGAUCAGUCUAUUUUAGCAAUUUCAAAAGGGUGUCCCCUACUUCAAGAGUGGAACUUAGCAUUGUGCAAUGAGGUGAAGAUCUCUGGAUGGGUUUCUAUUGGGAUGAACUGUCAUAACUUGGAGAAACUUCAUGUGAACCGAUGUCGGAACCUAUGUGACGACGGGUUGCUGGCUUUGCGAAAUGGGUGCAGAAGGCUCUCUGUUUUGUACAUGAGCCGCGGAGGGAAGAUCACUUCUACAGCAAUAGAGAUGUUCAAAUGUUAUAGAGGAGAUGUUAUUAUCAAGCAUGAAGAGAUUAUGACUAUGAGUACAGGGCAUCAAUAUUUUGUUUGACUAGCUCUUUUGCAAACUUUCUUUACUUGUGUUUUGUUGCUUCUCUCUCUUUCUGAUUAAUUGUUUAAACUUGGGAUUUACUUAAUAUGUUAGAAUUGAAUUGUAUUA
Molecule: messenger RNA, 1281 nt
Organism: Humulus lupulus (European hop)
Lineage: Eukaryota; Viridiplantae; Streptophyta; Magnoliopsida; Rosales; Cannabaceae
Product: F-box/LRR-repeat protein 12
Exons: 1
Coding region: 1-1173 (390 amino acids)
Biological process (GO): SCF-dependent proteasomal ubiquitin-dependent protein catabolic process
Cellular component (GO): SCF ubiquitin ligase complex
Molecular function (GO): protein binding
Source: RefSeq, a predicted model, not a curated record